AUGUCUUCUCAGCAACAGCAGCACCCAAGGUGCCCCGGCCAGCAGGCCCAGCAGCAGCAGGUGAAGCAGCCCUGCCAGCCACCCCCAGUCAAGUGUCAAGAGACCCGCUCACCCCAAACCAAGGAUCCGUGUGCUCCCCAGGCCAAGAAGCAACGUCCACCCAAAGGCACAGAGCAGCAGAAGUGUCCCUCAGCCCAGCAAGCCCCCAAGAGUAAACAGAAGUAA
This is a messenger RNA of Fukomys damarensis (Damara mole-rat), 225 nucleotides long. It is a transcript of the gene Sprr4, whose product is annotated as small proline rich protein 4. The record is from RefSeq and is a predicted model, not a curated record. The coding region runs from base 1 to 225 and encodes 74 amino acids. NCBI's taxonomy places the organism in Eukaryota, Metazoa, Chordata, Mammalia, Rodentia, Bathyergidae. The transcript has a single exon.